CACCAAAAAAUUUGUGAUAUCGCCUCUCACAACACCAUAGUUGAUCUCGUAUGUACCUCUUAAAUUACAUAAUAUCUAAAAGCAAAUUUUGUUUCACCAGAUGCUCAAAGUCCUGAUUUUACUUCUGUUAGCGGCGGUAGCUCUCCUGCCGGUCUACCUUUUAUAUCUGAAGAGUCCUCCUCCACUGCCUGAGGUAGAUCUAAACGCGUGGUGGGGAUUAGGAGAACCUAAAGAAGAUACCGCUAUAACACCAUACAACAUCAAAUUUACCCAACCGGUAAUAAAGGAUCUCAAAGACCGUUUGAAAAAUCGCCAACAAUUCACUCCCCCUCUUGAAGGAGUCGCCUUCGAAUAUGGCUUUAAUACAAAAACCCUGGACUCCUGGGCCACAUAUUGGAUGGAAAAGUACAACUUCACAGAGAGAGAGAAUUUCUUCAAUCAGUACCCCCACUACAGGACCAAGAUACAAGGACUGAACAUUCACUUCAUCAGAGUUACACCAAAAGUUCCACCAGGCAAACAAUUAGUACCUUUGCUUAUGGUACAUGGUUGGCCAGGCUCUAUUAGAGAGUUCUAUGAAGCCGUCCCUUACUUGACUGCCGUCAGUAAAGAUAGAGACUUCGUGCUGGAACUGAUUAUACCAAGUCUUCCAGGCUAUGGACAUUCGGAGGCAGCAGUGAGGCCUGGUAUGGGUCCCCUGGAGAUCGCAGUGAUCUUAAGGAAUCUGAUGCAGAGGCUCGGCUUUCAAAAAUAUUACAUACAGGGUGGCGACUGGGGUUCCAUCAUCUCAGCCAACAUGGCAACGCUAUUUCCUAAGGAAGUACUUGGGUACCACUCAAACAUGGUAGCCAUAUUGUCGCCAACAAUUACUUUCUUCGAACUCUUAGGCUCAAUCUACCCUCCUCUAGUAGUGGACAGUAAACUGGCUGAUCGUUUAUAUCCUCAAUCAGACAUGUACAGCUUUUUGAUGGAAGAGUCUGGCUAUCUUCAUAUACAAGCCACAAAGCCUGAUACUAUUGGAAUAUCCUUAUUGGACUCACCAGCAGGUCUCAUGGCCUACAUUUUAGAAAAAUUCUCAACUGGAACCUGUAGAGAUUUCCGCUCGAAAAUUGACGGAGGUCUCGAAAUACGAUUCACUAAGGACCAAUUGAUUGACAAUCUGAUGAUGUACUGGACUACCAGGUCUAUGACUACGGCUAUGAGACUCUAUUCAGAAGGCUUCAACAAGAGAUACAUGUCUUUGAAAAUGGAUGAAAUCCCAACGCCUGUACCAAUGUGGGCCUUGCAAGCAAAACACGAAAUAACAUACUUACCGCCAUGGCUAAUCAAAUUAAAGUAUCCUAACCUUAUCAAAGACAAUCCCAUCGAUUAUGGUGGUCAUUUCCUGGCGUUAGAACGACCACAGAUGUUCUCCGAAGAUGUCUUGAACGCAGUCCAAGCUUUCAAACAGUGGCAUAAGAAUAGUAACGUGAAGACUGAUUUAUGAGAUCAUGAUGAAUAGCUUUUUCAAUUGUGCUUUUUAAAUAAAUAUUUUUGAAAUCAAUGUGUUUCAUGAUACAA
Molecule: messenger RNA, 1560 nt
Organism: Diatraea saccharalis (sugarcane borer)
Lineage: Eukaryota; Metazoa; Arthropoda; Insecta; Lepidoptera; Crambidae
Source: the annotation of a GenBank genome assembly